Gossypium raimondii (Peruvian cotton) is the source of this 2655-nucleotide messenger RNA. RefSeq names its product ATP-dependent zinc metalloprotease FTSH, chloroplastic. Gene Ontology annotation, cellular component: membrane; chloroplast thylakoid. NCBI's taxonomy places the organism in Eukaryota, Viridiplantae, Streptophyta, Magnoliopsida, Malvales, Malvaceae. Gene Ontology annotation, molecular function: ATP binding; ATP hydrolysis activity; metalloendopeptidase activity. The record is from RefSeq and is a predicted model, not a curated record. Bases 178 to 2277 code for a protein of 699 amino acids. Gene Ontology annotation, biological process: proteolysis. The transcript has 5 exons.
AAACUCCAUGGCGUUGCUUAAUCCAACUCUCUUACGCCUCCCAAAUCACUAACUUCAACUCAGCCACACCAUUUGAUUUCUUCAUUUCACACACCAACUCAACAAUCAACCUAUUAAUACCCAUACCAUCCCAUAGUAAGAGGAUCUGAUUGUCUACCCUCUCAUUUACCGCCAUCAAUGGCUAACUCUCUGCUCUCUUCUAACUUCUUUGGUACUCAACUUUUACUGUCUCCUCCAACACCAAAAACUACAAGAAAGUUGCAGGUUACUCAAUCCAUCCUCAACAAGAAACCCAACUCUAGCCACAGUGUUAAAACCCUCCAAUCUCAUGCCACUAUUGCUGCCUUACUCUUCUCUUCCGUAGCUCCGCAAGCACUCGCCGUUGACAACGCCCCACCCACUCCCCCACCUGUAAUUGAAGCCCAGCCUACGAAGCCAAGCCCUUCGAACCAGUCGCCCUUCUCCCAAAACCUCCUCUUAACUGCUCCCAAGCCUCAAUCUCAAUCCUCCGAUCUUCCGGAGGGAAGCCAAUGGAGGUACAGCGAAUUCUUGAACGCAGUCAAGAAGGGGAAAGUGGAGAGAGUCAGGUUCAGCAAAGACGGUUCUGCCCUCCAACUCACCGCCGUUGAUGGCCGUAGAGCCACCGUGAUUGUCCCCAAUGACCCUGACCUCAUCGACAUCUUAGCCAUGAAUGGCGUCGAUAUUUCGGUAUCCGAGGGCGAUUCCGGUAAUGGGCUUUUCAAUUUUAUUGGGAAUUUGCUUUUCCCUUUCCUUGCUUUCGCUGGAUUGUUCUUCCUCUUCCGUCGGGCUCAAGGUGGUCCAGGUGGCCCCGGUGGGCUUGGCGGACCCAUGGAUUUUGGACGAUCCAAAUCCAAGUUCCAGGAAGUGCCAGAGACUGGUGUUACCUUCUCUGACGUAGCGGGAGCUGACCAGGCAAAAUUGGAACUCCAAGAGGUUGUCGAUUUCUUGAAGAACCCAGACAAGUACACAGCUUUAGGAGCUAAAAUCCCGAAAGGUUGUUUAUUGGUUGGCCCUCCUGGUACUGGAAAGACUCUAUUGGCGAGAGCAGUAGCAGGAGAAGCCGGGGUUCCGUUUUUCUCAUGCGCUGCUUCUGAGUUUGUGGAGUUGUUCGUUGGAGUAGGUGCAUCCAGAGUAAGGGACUUAUUCGAUAAGGCCAAAUCCAAGGCUCCUUGCAUCGUCUUCAUUGAUGAGAUUGAUGCUGUUGGGAGACAGAGAGGAGCUGGUCUUGGAGGAGGAAAUGAUGAGAGAGAGCAGACAAUCAAUCAGUUGUUGACUGAGAUGGAUGGAUUUUCAGGGAAUUCUGGUGUCAUUGUUUUGGCAGCAACCAACAGACCGGAUGUUCUUGAUGCCGCUUUGUUGCGGCCGGGUAGGUUUGACCGGCAGGUUACAGUUGAUAGGCCUGAUGUUGCUGGGAGAGUGAAGAUUCUCCAGGUGCACUCCAGAGGAAAGGCACUUGCAAAGGAUGUUGAUUUUGAAAAGAUCUCUAGGAGGACCCCAGGUUUCACCGGAGCUGAUUUGCAGAACCUGAUGAAUGAAGCUGCCAUUCUUGCGGCCAGGCGCGACCUCAAGGAGAUCAGCAAAGAUGAAAUAUCUGAUGCUCUGGAGAGGAUCAUUGCUGGACCAGAGAAGAAAAAUGCUGUUGUCUCUGAUGAGAAGAAGAAAUUGGUUGCCUAUCAUGAGGCUGGCCAUGCUUUAGUUGGUGCACUUAUGCCUGAAUAUGAUCCUGUAGCUAAGAUUUCUAUCAUUCCUCGUGGUCAAGCCGGUGGCCUUACCUUUUUUGCUCCAAGUGAAGAGAGGCUUGAAUCUGGUCUCUACAGUCGAAGUUACCUAGAGAACCAGAUGGCUGUUGCACUUGGUGGAAGGAUUGCCGAAGAAGUAAUUUUCGGGGAGGAAAAUGUGACAACAGGAGCAUCGAAUGACUUUAUGCAAGUCUCACGAGUGGCAAGGCAGAUGGUUGAAAGAUUUGGAUUCAGCAAAAAGAUUGGACAAGUUGCCAUUGGUGGAGGUGGUGGCAAUCCUUUCUUAGGUCAACAGAUGUCAUCACAAAAAGACUACUCCAUGGCAACAGCAGAUGUGGUGGAUGCAGAGGUAAGGGAUCUAGUAGAGACUGCAUACACAAGGGCAAAGCAGAUAAUCACAACUCACAUUGACAUUCUCCACAAGCUUGCUCAACUUCUGAUGGAGAAAGAAACUGUUGAUGGAGAAGAGUUCAUGAGCCUCUUCAUUGAUGGAAAAGCUGAGCUAUAUGUUUCUUAGAUCGUACAUUAUAUAGUCCCCAUUCAGUCCUUGUAUAACUAUGACCCUCAAAUGUUCAGAUUCAUCUGUGUAUGCUUUCAUAAGAUAGGGAAAAAAAUCUCAAUACUUUUUCUUCCUGUAAUUGAGAAAACCUAUGAUGUGGCCAUGAAAAUUGAAAAUGGAACACAAUUACAGUUUUUUGUCUAAAAAAAUAGAUGAUUAUUUCGCCUGUUAUAAACAUUAAAUUAUAAUUGGGUGUAAAUUUUGCUAGUAGUCCUCGUACUUUAUGAAAGUUUUACAUUUAAUUUUUUUACUUUACAUUGAUCAGUUUUGGAUUUUUUUUAAUUUUUAAAAUUUCAAGUCGGGCAAUUUACCAAUAAAAGCUCUUUUUUUUUUAAA